GUUCGCUACAGAUUGAACCAUGACUGGUUUGCCUAUAAUAGUGCCCUCUAUGUAAUGGAAGAUUUUGGAGGUACUUGGGAUAAAGUGAAAAGCAUGUGUAAGAAGGAAAAAGCUGAACUGGUAAAGAUUGAAGAUGAAGCCGAACAGACUUUUCUAUACCAACAAAUUAAAGGAAGACAUACUGCUUACUGGCUUGGCCUCCGUGCAGAAGAUAGAACAUGGAAAUGGGAUAUUGAUGGCACCGAACCGCCAAUCAAAUAUUGGCUAGAAGAUCAUCCACCCUACGAUGUAGCCAAACCAAGCUGUGCGCUGAUGGCGACAAAUUGCCCAAGUGGCAAGCAAUGUUGGAUGGCUGCUACAUGCGGUAGAAUAGGAAGAGUGCUUUGUAAGAUGAAGCCUCAGGAAAAGUGGAUGAAAUGAGUGUAAGACAUAAGACAAAUGGAACUCUGUUCCAUGAUUGUUGUGAAGGAAACGGGGACACCAUCCAGCUUAUUAAAUACAGAAGCCACAGUCAAUUCACCAGGUUAUCCAAUUCAUACAUGAAACAGCAUAAUCUCGCUGACACCGUUAUUCCAAAAUUCCUUGGCAAUCCUACUUCUCCAAGAAUGGAUUUGGCAAACUGACUUAGAUGGCUAUAACAAUAAAGUUU
This is a messenger RNA of Sceloporus undulatus (fence lizard), 649 nucleotides long. Its product is annotated as P-selectin-like. The coding region runs from base 55 to 420 and encodes 121 amino acids. The record is from RefSeq and is a predicted model, not a curated record. The transcript is spliced from 3 exons. NCBI's taxonomy places the organism in Eukaryota, Metazoa, Chordata, Lepidosauria, Squamata, Phrynosomatidae.